CGUGAUCUUGUUAAGUAACAUUCGGAGACGAUCGUCCGUUUUGUUGGGUGUCCGGGACUUUGGAGCUAUGGCCCUGUCCCGCAUUUCAUGUUCUCUCCUCUUCUCGGUGGAUCUUUCCAUUCUUUCUCCAAUCUAUCUCUCUCAAUGAGCCCUCCUCACUCUCUAUGACCAAACGACGACCUUGACCACCGAAAGGACGUCACCCCACUCCCCUUACACCCAGCAUGGCGCCCCCCAAAUCGGCCAUCGGCGACGAACAUUCGGCUCCGGACCUGGAAAUCGUCGGCAAACAGGUGACCAUCCAUCCAUCUGGCUUCACGGGCGGGCCAGAUGACACGAUUACCGAAAGAAACCUGGUGCGCCAUAUGGCGCGAUUUCGCGCAAACCCCUUUGACUUCCUCCGCGAAGUGAGCCUGUACAUGUCGGGUACCGGCUGGCGCGCAUAUGACGAUGUGAUCGGACAACCCAUAUUUUACCCAGGCUUUGGUGAGAGGAUGAAGUCCUUUAUACUAGCUAGUCCAAUGCUGCAGGACAAGGUGAGGGAGUUGGCCAGUAUUCGGCUUUCCGUGGAGGAGAAGGAAGGACUGGUUGCGAUUAAAGAGGGCGCGAACAUGGACGAGAAGCGAGCGCGACGUCGAAAUGAGCUCGAAAGCGGUCUUCGUGAGGUGGUGGACACCAUGAUGGAUAAUAUGAUCUGCAAGAUGGAAAGCAAGACGUUCAUUCGUGGCGCAUACUACAUGUGCACCCAGCUCUUGACUCGGGCCUAUCACCAGGGUAUUCAUGUGUCCAGUGAGGAGGUUCUGCGCCUGCGCUCGGUAGCGGAGACUGCUGCGAAGAACAAGCAGUCCAUUGUAUUCCUACCAUGUCACAAGUCCCAUGUGGACUAUGUCUCUCUGCAGCUUAUUUGUUACCGUCUGGGAAUCGGCCUCCCAGUUGUUGUCGCAGGCGACAACCUCAAUAUUCCACUGUUGGGCCCAUUCUUGCAACACGCAGGUGCUAUGUGGAUUAGACGCAGCUUCGGAAAUGACCCCCUCUAUCAUACCGUCGUGCAGGCCUACAUCGACACUCUCCUUCAACAAGGAUUCAAUUUCGAAUGCUUUAUUGAAGGUGGCCGAUCCCGGACAGGAAAGCUUCUUUCUCCUAAAUUUGGUAUCUUGAACUUCAUCGUUGAGAGCGUGCUGUCUGGCCGUGUCAAGGACACAAUCAUUUGUCCCGUCAGUACGCAGUACGACAAGGUUAUUGAGACUGAAUCCUACAUCAGUGAACUUCUAGGCCAGCCUAAACAGAAAGAAAAUCUGGCAGAUCUUCUAUCCUCCUCAUCCGUUCUGUCCUUGAAACUCGGCCGAGUCGAUGUUCGCUUCCACGAACCGUGGAGUCUGCGAGAAUUCCUGUGCCAACAGCUGUCCCGGCUCAACCUUUCAGGUAUUGGCAGUGAUCUGAAGCUUGCUCACACCGAACGGGGUCGCAUUCUCAGAACUCUCGGUUAUCGUGUUUUAUCCGAAAUCAAUGAUGUCGCAGUAAUGAUGCCACCCGCGCUUGUCGGAACUGUGCUUUUGACGCUUCGUGGUCGUGGUGUCGGCAAGGGCGAAUUGGUGAGACGAUUGGAUUGGCUCUGUGAUCGUGUCCGUGCUAAAGGUGGUCGUGUUGCCCACUUUUACCGGUCACCAACAGAAGUGGUGGUCGACCGUGCCCUUGAUGUACUAGGGCCGAAGCUUGUUGGUGUGAUAUCAGGAUUGGUAGAACCUACCUACUACGCCGUCGAUCGUUUCCAACUAUCUUUCUAUCGCAACAUGCUGAUUCAUCUUUUCAUUACUGAGGCUUUGGUCUCUGUUGCGAUGUAUACGAAGAUCAAGCAAGGCGGCGGACCCACUAACCAGCGAAUUACCUUUGAGGCUUUGAAGGCACAGGUCUCCUUCCUUUCGCAGCUCUUCCGUGGUGAAUUCAUCUUCCCUCCUGAGGGCUUGAUCACCAAUCUGGAAAAGACAUUGCGAAGCCUGGAGGCAGAUGACGUGAUUAGCAUCACCCGUGACAGCUCUGGCGUUCCGCAAUAUGUAGAGCUGAGCGAUGCUGAGCGAACAUGUGGCCGGGAAAACUACGACUUCUAUUGCUUCUUGAUCUGGCCCUUCAUUGAAGCCUCAUGGCUUGGUGCCGUGUCUCUCUUAGGGCUUUCGCCUCCUCUGGAUGGUCCUCGGGACACCUGGAUAGACAACAAGAAGGCCCAAGACAGCGCCCAGCUGCUUGGCAAAACUCUCUAUCACCAGGGAGAUCUUUCAUAUUUUGAAGCCGUCAACAAAGAAACCCUCAAGAACUCUUAUCAGCGCUUUGAGGAAGAGGGAAUUAUUCUCGUGGCUAAGAGCAAGGAGUAUCGGGCUGGGCCAUCGCUGAGACUCGCCCCGGAGUGGGUUCCAGAGAGAGAUCCCAAUACUGGCAAAGUGCUCCCCCGUGGGCGUCUAUGGGACUUUACCGAGCAAAUUGCUCAAUCCCGGCGUGAAGGCAAAAACCGACGUGAUGGUGCGACAGUCUCUUCGCGCGUUCUGACCAUGUCAGAUGUCGUUGGACAACAGCUAUUCUUGAAUGCCGCGGCCCCAGCUCCUGCCGAUGUAUCAUCUCGGCAGAUGCGUCGUAAGGCAAUCGGUACAGAGUCGAAACUCUAGUUUUUUGCCUUGCACAUCAACCUGCGCACAUCCUUACUUCCCCUGCGCUUUUUAUUUCACCUACGGCGUAAACGACUGCGAAAACGCCCCUCUAUCCAUAAUACUAUACCCACCCUCCGCUGCUCUGUCGUUCGUCUUACUUUAACUACUUGUACAUACAUGAAUACAACUCCGAGGAACAGCGUCUUUUCUACCAAUUGGCUG
Molecule: messenger RNA, 2858 nt
Organism: Penicillium subrubescens
Lineage: Eukaryota; Fungi; Ascomycota; Eurotiomycetes; Eurotiales; Aspergillaceae
Product: lysophospholipid acyltransferase family protein
Exons: 5
Coding region: 225-2654 (809 amino acids)
Cellular component (GO): mitochondrial membrane
Source: RefSeq, a predicted model, not a curated record